AUGUCAUUGUUCUUUAACACCCGCCAACGCCAAGGCGUCGCUGAUGUUAUUGACGCCCUUCAACGGCUGGAAGACGAUCCAGAGCAGCUUAGCCUGCAGAGAGCCCACCGGUAUAGCGAUCCUCCACCGGCAUACCCCUCGUCGGGCGAGACCACGCAGCCUCCCAGCCCUGCCGAAGCGUCCGUUGAUGAGUCGGCGCUACGAGGCCGGCGUAACGCGGCCCUGCUUCGAUCGGUACCGUACGAGCAGUUCGAAAGCCAGAUGACCAGAGAGAGAGAGCGGAUCAUAUACCAGUUGGAUGAGGCGCGCUACGGGCGCAGGCAGACGCUGCCUGUCGAUAGAACGGUCGACCUCAUCGACAACGCCAGGAACAACGUCCGGGCCCGUUGGGUAGAGCAGGGCAUCUGGAUCUGGUAUAACGAAGGGGCCCCGGCCUGGGAACCAGAUACCCUCCGCUGGGGUCAUGAGAAGGAGACUGAACCACAGCUCCCGCCGGAGCCGGCACCGGAACCCGAGGCAAAGCCCAUCCGUAAUAUCUUCGUUGGAUGGGGGCGAGAAGAAACAAAUACUGUCACGGAGGAAUCAGAACGUGCUUCUGCACUAGAUGUUACUGAGACGCCAGCAGCUAUAUCUGAACGCGAUACUUUGGCAUCUCGUCCAUACCACCAGUUUCUCUUUCAAGUAUCCAAGGAGCGCGAAUGGAUAAAAGACGAGCUGCAAUUCAAACCGGCUACUGGAAUGAUUGACCUCGAUGCUAUGGCCUACGAAAGCGUCAAGAAGAUCUGGAUUGAAGACGAGAUUUGGAACCCUACAUGGGGUGAACUGCCCGGAAUGACCUGGACGCACGAGGACCUGUUUGAGAAACUACGAUCAACGUCUAGACCGCAACACGAUGCAGCCAACAAGGACGAACAAAACCCCCGCCUUCCCAGCCCCGGGUUUUUGAAACCAGGUGCAACGCCUAGCGUCUACAACAAUGGUACAUACCACAACAAUUUAUCCUCUGUUCUCGAAGAGGUCGAUGCCUCCAACGGAGUGAUCGCUAGAGUGAGGGGUAAGGCGAAGAGGACGAAAGGCACCGCCCGACAGCCUGCCGUUAAGGAGAACCCACGGUCAGCGGAAGAGACGGCAGGCCGAGUCCUUUGGAGUGUGCGCUCGUCGAAACUGACAAAACCGAGCACGUCACGCAAACCGGAAUUCGGUGACGUUAAUUUAAGACGCGGGGGCGAGAAAGCCUCCACACAACGGCCUAUCCGUACCAGACACCAAAGACAGCUGAGAGCUCCUACCGAGAAUGCCCCUUCACAAUCGCCGUCAACCGGGGCACUCAACUACACCGAACAGGGACGUCCUGCUGUCGAGGAUCACCUGCCGGUUACGACUGGGGCACCCCGGAGAAGUGAGCGAAUAGCUGCGCGGAGGCAGCAUACACCAAUUGAGCGCGAGCGUAAGAUGGCAGCAUCGUCAACCGGUAAUUCCGAAGGACGAUCACGGUCAACACCACGCGCUACAUCUACCAGACCCAACAGUAAUCGGAUAAGGAAACGGCAACGCAGCUCGAAACGUGGGACCCACGCGAGAGGGCAGCCAAUAUCAUAG
Molecule: messenger RNA, 1599 nt
Organism: Trematosphaeria pertusa
Lineage: Eukaryota; Fungi; Ascomycota; Dothideomycetes; Pleosporales; Trematosphaeriaceae
Exons: 2
Coding region: 1-1599 (532 amino acids)
Source: RefSeq, a predicted model, not a curated record